Messenger RNA from Tinamus guttatus (white-throated tinamou), 1542 nucleotides. Lineage: Eukaryota; Metazoa; Chordata; Aves; Tinamiformes; Tinamidae. The record is from RefSeq and is a predicted model, not a curated record.
CACGAGAUGAGAACAUGGCCACUUUCCGUGGUUCAGAAUAUCUUUGCUAUGACCUGUCCCAAAACCCCAUCCAGAGCAGCAGCGAUGAGAUCACUCUCUCCUUCAAGACAUGGCAACGCAACGGGCUCAUUUUGCACACCGGCAAGUCAGCCGAUUAUGUCAACCUGGCUCUGAAAGAUGGUGCGGUCUCGCUGGUCAUUAACCUGGGGUCUGGGGCCUUCGAGGCCAUUGUGGAGCCUGUCAAUGGCAAAUUCAAUGACAACGCGUGGCAUGACGUUAAAGUGACACGCAACCUGCGGCAGCACUCAGGCAUUGGACACGCUAUGGUGACGAUCUCUGUGGAUGGCAUCCUUACCACCACAGGCUACACGCAGGAGGACUAUACCAUGCUGGGAUCAGAUGACUUCUUUUAUGUGGGAGGAAGCCCCAGUACUGCUGAUUUACCUGGCUCUCCAGUAAGCAACAACUUCAUGGGCUGCCUCAAAGAGGUUGUUUAUAAGAAUAACGACAUUCGUCUGGAGCUGUCUCGCUUGGCACGGAUUGGUGAUACUAAGAUGAAGAUCUACGGGGAAGUGAAAUUCGUAUGUGAGAACGUGGCUACACUGGAUCCCAUCAGUUUUGAGACACCUGAGGCCUAUAUCAGUCUGCCUAAAUGGAAUACCAAAAGGAUGGGCUCCAUUUCUUUUGAUUUCCGAACCACUGAACCCAACGGACUGAUCCUUUUCACACAUGGUAAACCCCAGGAGAGGAAGGAUGCCAGGAGCCAGAAAAAUACAAAGGUAGACUUCUUUGCAGUGGAGCUUCUAGAUGGCAACCUCUACUUGCUGCUCGACAUGGGCUCUGGGACCAUUAAAGUGAAGGCCACUCAGAAAAAAGCCAAUGAUGGAGAGUGGUAUCAUGUGGAUAUUCAACGAGAUGGAAGAUCAGGUACUAUAUCUGUGAACAGCAGACGCACCCCGUUCACUGCUAGUGGGGAAAGCGAAAUCCUGGACCUGGAAGGUGACAUGUAUCUGGGUGGCCUCCCUGAGAACCGGGCAGGACUCAUCCUCCCCACAGAGCUCUGGACAGCGAUGCUGAACUACGGCUACGUCGGCUGUAUCCGAGACUUGUUCAUCGACGGCCGAAGCAAGAACAUCCGGCAACUGGCAGAGGCCCAGAACGCAGCAGGAGUCAAAUCCUCCUGCUCCCGCCUCAGCACCAAGCAGUGCGACAGCUACCCGUGUAAAAACAACGCGCUCUGCAAGGACGGCUGGAACCGCUUCAUUUGUGACUGCACUGGCACUGGCUAUUGGGGCAGAACCUGCGAGCGAGAGGCCUCCAUCCUGAGUUACGAUGGCAGCAUGUACAUGAAGAUCAUCAUGCCCAUGGUCAUGCAUACAGAGGCCGAAGAUGUGUCCUUCCGUUUCAUGUCCCAGCGCGCCUACGGGCUGCUGAUGGCCACCACCUCAAGGGAUUCUGCUGACACUCUGCGCCUGGAGCUGGACGGCGGCCGCGUGAAACUUAUGGUCAAUUUAGACUGUAUCAGGAUAAACUGUAACGCCA